This is a messenger RNA of Gavialis gangeticus (Gharial), 3883 nucleotides long. It is a transcript of the gene UBE4A, whose product is annotated as ubiquitination factor E4A. The coding region runs from base 64 to 3282 and encodes 1072 amino acids. The record is from RefSeq and is a predicted model, not a curated record. Gene Ontology annotation, biological process: protein polyubiquitination. Lineage: Eukaryota; Metazoa; Chordata; Crocodylia; Gavialidae. Gene Ontology annotation, molecular function: ubiquitin-ubiquitin ligase activity. Gene Ontology annotation, cellular component: ubiquitin ligase complex; cytoplasm; nucleus. The transcript has 19 exons.
CUUAUACCUGUCCUUUCUUCAGCCCCUCUCCCCAGAUCUGCAUGGAGCACGCUAGAAAGUGAAAUGACAGACCAGGAGAAUAACAACAGCAUCUCAAGUAACCCCUUUGCGGCCCUCUUCAGCUCUCUAGCGGAUGCCAAGCAGUUUGCUGCAGUCCAGAAGCAGCAGCUGAGGCAGCUCACUGAUGAAACCUCGAUCAGCCAAGAUGACUCCGAUAACAGCGUGUCUGAGAGUCUGGACGACUGCGACUACUCUGUGGCCGAGAUCAGCCGCUCCUUCCGCUCCCAUCGGGAGCUGUGUGAACAGCUCAACAUCAAUCACAUGAUCCAGAGGAUCUUUCUCAUCACUCUUGACAAUAGUGAUCCCAGUCUGAAGAGUGGCAAUGGAAUUCCAGCCCGCUGUGUGUACUUGGAGGAAAUGGCUGCGGAUCUGGAUGAACAAGACUGGCUGGACAUGGAAAAUGUUGAGCAGGCCCUGUUCACCCGCUUGUUGCUCCAAGAGCCAGGAAAUCACCUGAUUUACAUGACCUCUGCCAGCACACAGAAUCUUUCAGCAGACAGAGAUGCAGGAGAGAAGCAGAUUCUGCGUUACCUGUAUGCCUGCUUCCAGAGAGCAAAGGAAGAGAUAACCAAAGUGCCAGAGAAUUUGCUGCCCUUUGCGAUUCGCUGCAGGGAUCUGACUGUAUCAAACACGCGGACUGUUCUUCUCACCCCAGAGAUCUAUGUUGACCAGAAUGUGUAUGAGCAGCUGGUGGACCUGAUGCUGGAAGCACUGAGAGGGGCUGACUUUGAAAACAUGACCGAGUUUCUGGAGGAGGUGAUAGAAGCCUUGACGAUGGAUGAGGAAGUACGGACGUUUGGGGAGGUCAUGAUUCCUGUGUUUGAUAUUUUACUGGGUAGAAUCAGAGACCUAGACCUUUGCCAGAUCCUACUAUACACUUACCUGGAUAUGCUCCUCUAUUUCACAAGACAAAAAGAUAUAGCAAAGGUUUUUGCAGACUACAUUCAACCAAAGGACCCCAGUAAUGGACAGAUGUACCAGAAGACCCUGCUAGGAGCCAUCUUGAGCAUCUCCUGCCUGCUAAAGACCCCUGGUGUAGUGGAGAAUCACGGUUACUUUCUGAAUCCAUCACGAUCCAGUCCGCAAGAGAUUAAAGUGCAAGAGUCUAACAUCCAUCAGUUUAUGGCUCAGUUCCAUGAGAAGAUCUACCAGAUGCUGAAGAACCUGUUGCAAUUGUCUCCAGAAACAAAACACAGGAUUCUCUCCUGGCUGGGAAAUUGCCUCCAUGCUAAUGCCGGCCGUACAAAAAUCUGGGCUAACCAGAUGCCAGAGAUCUUCUUCCAGAUGUAUGCCUCGGAUGCCUUCUUUCUGAAUCUGGGUGCUGCCCUGCUAAAGUUGUGCCAGCCAUUCUGCAAACCCAAAUCUCCCAAGCUUCUUACCUUUAAUCCUACCUACUGUGCCCUGAAGGAGCUGAAUGAAGAGGAAAGGAGGAGUAAGAAUGUGCAUAUGAAAGGUUUGGAAAAAGAAACCUGUUUCAUCCCAGCGGUGACAGAGCAGGAGCCAGAGUUCGCCCACAGCUACAAUCUGGUGACAGAGAAUCUAGUCCUGACACAGUACACCCUCCACCUAGGAUUUCACAGGCUGCAUGACCAGAUGGUAAAGAUAAACCAAAGCCUUCACCGCCUGCAGCUGGCCUGGCGAGAGGCUCAGCAAACUUCCAGCCCUGCAGCUGACAGUCUCCGGGAGCAGUUUGAACGUCUGAUGACCAUCUAUCUCUCUACCAAAACAGCUAUGACAGAGCCACAGAUGCUGCAGAACUGCCUGAAUUUGCAGGUGUCCAUGGCAGUUCUCUUGGUCCAGCUGGCUGUAGGAAACCAAGGGACUGAGCCAGUAGACCUGACAUUCCCAUUGCCGGGGGUGGAACGCAGUGCAUUGGCUUAUGUACCAGAAUUCUUUGCUGAUAAUUUGGGUGACUUCUUCAUUUUCUUGCGGCGUUUUGCCGAUGAUAUUUUGGAGACUUCUGCUGAUUCCCUGGAACAUGUCCUUCACUUUGUUACAGUUUUCAUGGGUGAUGUAGAGAGGAUGAAGAACCCUCACUUGCGAGCCAAGCUGGCCGAGGUGUUGGAAGCAGUGAUGCCUCACUUAGAUCAGACGCAAAACCCCCUCGUCUCCAGCGUGUUCCAUCGGAAGCGAGUGUUCUGCUCUUACUAUCAUGCUGCCCACCUUGCUGAGGCACUUAUCAAGGUUUUUGUGGAUAUUGAAUUUACAGGGGAUCCUCAUCAGUUUGAGCAGAAGUUUAACUAUCGUCGACCCAUGUAUCCUAUCCUCAAGUACAUGUGGGGGACAGAUUCAUACCGGCAAAGCAUAAAGGCUCUGGCUGACUAUGCUUCAGAAAACCUGGAGGCCAUGAACCCCCCUCUCUUCCUACGUUUCCUUAACCUGCUCAUGAACGAUGCCAUUUUCCUCUUGGAUGAAGCCAUACAGUACCUGAGUAAGAUAAAAAUUCAGCAGAUAGAGAAGGACCGUGGAGAGUGGGACAACCUGUCCCAAGAGGCACGCCAUGAGAAGGAAUCCAGCCUGCAGAUGUUCGGUCAGCUGGCUCGCUUCCACAACAUCAUGUCCAAUGAAACUAUUGGAACCUUGGCCUUCCUGACGUGUGAAAUUAAGUCCCUGUUUGUGCAUCCGUUUCUUGCUGAGCGCAUCAUCUCCAUGCUGAACUACUUCCUGCAGCACCUCGUUGGCCCUAAAAUGGGAGCCCUCAAAGUCAAGGAUUUCAGCGAGUUUGACUUCAAACCGCAGCAGCUGGUCUCUGACAUCUGCACCAUCUACCUAAACCUGGGUGAUGAAGAGAACUUCUGUGCCACAGUGCCCAAGGAUGGACGCUCCUAUUCGCCAACCCUUUUUGCCCAGACAGUCAGAGUCCUGAAGAAGAUCAAUAAGCCUGGUAACAUGAUAGUGGCAUUCAGUAACCUGGCUGAGCGGAUAAAGUCUCUUGCAGACCGUCAACAGCAAGAAGAGGAGACGUAUGCAGAUGCAUGUGAUGAAUUCUUGGAUCCCAUCAUGAGCACCUUAAUGUCUGACCCUGUGGUCCUGCCAUCUUCCCGAGUCACCGUGGAUAGAUCAACGAUAGCUAGGCAUCUGCUCAGUGACCAGACAGAUCCUUUUAAUCGGAGUCCCCUCACCAUGGACCAGAUCAGACCAAACACAGAACUUAAAGAGAAGAUCCAGCGAUGGCUUGCAGAGAGGAAAAAGCAGAAGGAGCAGCUGGAGGAUACACUGUGAACUGAACAAACCAGAAGUACCUUUGCACCGAUGAACAGUAGUUGGCUCUCGAGGAAGAAAUGCAUUGCAGAGAGGGGAAGCAGGGCAACAGAGAAUGUGCGUCUGAACUACAGUACUCUUUAACCAAGACUGCAAUUAGUGCAUUGCCACCAGGCCUAGGGUCCCUCUAGCUUAGGGCCCUUCUUGUUAUCCCCAUUUUAGUAUUUGCUGUGAGAGUUAGAGUUAAUAUUACAACCUUGACUGCACUACAGCUUCUCAGCCUAGGAAUCCUACAGCCUCUUCUCUGUUUGCCCCGCUGGUUAUUUUCCUUGUAGGGCUCAUUCUUUAUCGUUUCCAGUUUUAAUGACGGCCGUCUGCAUACGUCAGGGGCUUGGACACUGCCAGAAAAGCCCUUUCCUGGAACUCUCUCUCUGCAACUACUGCUUUGGCUUCAGACUUAAACUAUGUAAUGCUAUUGUACGAUGUAUAAUGUGAAAACAAAAUGACUUUGUGUCCAUAACAGCGACGGUACAUGUUUGGAAGGAUGGAAGAGGUUGUCUUAAGUUUUGUCUGUACAUAGUGGUCGGUCAGCACCAGAUAGAGCCACUGAGCCGCACUGAAA